Cladocopium goreaui is the source of this 588-nucleotide messenger RNA. Lineage: Eukaryota; Dinophyceae; Suessiales; Symbiodiniaceae. The record is from the annotation of a GenBank genome assembly.
AUGGCGGGCUGGGAUCGUGGCGCCCCAUCACAGGUGGUGCAGAACUCCCUGCAGUCGCGCUUGGAUGCGAAGGAUACGCCCAAGUGGGUCUGCGAAUGCGGUUCGCCCAACUUAGCUGGCUGGAGUCACUGCACUAAGUGCGGCCGGCCUCCACGGCAGGACCGCGAGCUUCGAAUGCAAGCACGCGCCAUCCAAGGCCUUGGUCGUGGCGGAGGCUACUUUGAACGGACGGUCACAGAGUCGCGAAGUUCAGAAGAUUUGCAGAAGGUCAAAGGUGGGCUGGACAUCUAUGGCCGUACUCGUACCAAGUCUAUGGGAGGAGGGAGUGAAAGUGCUUCCCCAGCAGCUGAGCGACGAAAAGAGGCAGCUGCAAAUGAAGCGAAGGAAGCCAAGGAAGCCAAGGAAGCAAAGGAAGCAAAGGGGGAUACAAAAGCGGACCGACAGAAGGCGGCGCUCGAGAGACUCCGGAACAUCAAAAAGAAGCGUGAUGAGUUGUCACCACCUCGCACCCGGGUGUACCGAGAAAAAUCCUCACGAAGCCGGAGUUUGGAACGACGGAGGGAGUCCAGGACCUGGAGAGGAAACUGA